This is a messenger RNA of Calypte anna (Anna's hummingbird), 2661 nucleotides long. It is a transcript of the gene SEC22B, whose product is annotated as SEC22 homolog B, vesicle trafficking protein. Gene Ontology annotation, cellular component: endoplasmic reticulum membrane; SNARE complex; Golgi membrane. Gene Ontology annotation, biological process: endoplasmic reticulum to Golgi vesicle-mediated transport; vesicle fusion with Golgi apparatus; retrograde vesicle-mediated transport, Golgi to endoplasmic reticulum. Bases 146 to 793 code for a protein of 215 amino acids. Lineage: Eukaryota; Metazoa; Chordata; Aves; Apodiformes; Trochilidae. The transcript has 5 exons. The record is from RefSeq and is a predicted model, not a curated record. Gene Ontology annotation, molecular function: SNAP receptor activity.
CUCCCGGUGGUGCCGGGGCGGAGGGAGCGGAUGUUACGGUGGCAGCUUCCGGUUACCUCCGUGGCAGGGGCAGGGAGGGGAGGGUCGGGUCAGCGGAGGGUGCGGGGACGGGGACCGGGAGCGGGACCCGCAGCGGGGAGCCAAGAUGGUGCUGCUGACGAUGAUCGCCCGUGUGGCGGACGGGCUCCCCUUGGCCGCCUCCAUGCAGGAGGACGAGCAGUCAGGCCGUGAUCUGCAGCAGUACCAGAGCCAGGCCAAGCAGCUCUUCCGCAAGCUGAACGAGCAGUCCCCCACCAGGUGUACCCUGGAAGCAGGAGCCAUGGCUUUCCACUACAUCAUUGAGAAAGGAGUGUGCUACCUGGUCCUGUGUGAAGCUGCAUUCCCCAAGAAACUGGCCUUUGCAUAUCUGGAAGAUCUGCAUUCAGAGUUUGAUGAGCAGCACGGCAAGAAGGUGCCAACAGUCUCCAGACCCUAUUCCUUCAUUGAAUUUGACACCUACAUCCAGAAAACCAAGAAGCUCUACAUCGAUAGCCGGGCGAGGAGGAACCUGGGCUCCAUUAACACAGAGCUGCAAGAUGUGCAGAGGAUCAUGGUGGCCAACAUUGAGGAGGUCUUACAGCGAGGAGAGGCACUUUCAGCUCUUGAUUCCAAGGCCAACAACUUGUCCAGUUUGUCCAAGAAGUACCGCCAGGAUGCAAAGUACCUGAACAUGCGUUCCACCUACGCCAAGCUGGCAGCUGUAGCUGUGUUUUUUAUCAUGCUGAUUGUCUACGUGAGGUUCUGGUGGCUGUGAGCCUCUCACAGUCAGGGAAGAGGGAAAGCUGAUAGCCUGGCAGGUGUAUGUGUGCAGGACACUGUUCAUGGGGGAUGUGCAUUAGAAUCCAUGGAGGACCAUCACCUUGACGGGAGUGUCCUGGGGUUGUUAGGUACCACCUGACUACUACAGCUCUCAGUGAAACCUAACAACAGGUGUAAAGGCUUGUUAACUACAGGCUUUUCCUCUGUGGCAGUUUGCACUUAGGGUACUGCAGAAUUUGGCCUCCCAAGGUUCUGACCCCCUCCUGGGGGGUCACUCUCUGGGAGCAGUCAAGCAGUGUGGUUUGGCAUCAUCACAUUGUGUGUCCUCCUGUUGAGUAGCUCUAGUGGGAACUGGACUCUAAUGAACAUUCCUUGUGUUGGCAAUGUUUUAGAAUCUGGGUCUGCAGUUAUUUUUCUUUUUUUUUUUUUUUUUAAAAGACUCCCCUCUUUGAAGGUGAAUACUGCACUGUACAUAUAAUAGCUUUCACCUCUGUCAGAAUAGCUAUUGUUGAGCUUUCUGUGUCUGGUUUCUUGGCUUGUUACACUUUUAAAAUGUUUUAGGAAGAAAUGGGUGUUAAAUUAUGCCUUAAAAUACAUUCUGUCUAGUACUAGGAGGGGCAAUGAAAGGCUUCAAUAUUACUGAUUCCUAUGAAAUUAAAAUACAGGUUUCAGAGUGUCCACUUUUCCUUUCCUGACAGCUGUGUAGGUCAGUGUGUGUCCAUGUGAACAGGGUGUGUAAUUCAAUACUGGUGGAACAGGCAUAGUGCAAACUAUGUCAGCACUCUCUCUAUUUUCCCAUUCUAUCUGCAGAUUCACUGUAUUAUUUCCUUCCUUCUUAUAACUGUGUUUUUCUUCCAAAAUGUGUCAAAACUGCCAGCAUUUCAUCUGUGGGAUGCUUGUUUAUUUCAUCUGUGGGAUGCUUGUUUUCUUCCUCCCUCUUUUCCUCACCCAAAACAACCAAAAAAACCCAAACUCUGAAUGUUGUGAAGGUAAGGCAGUGUUUCCCUAAAGAAUACCUUAACUUCACAUAAAGGAUUCAAAAAGGUAACUUUAAAACAGUGGAAUCUUUUGGAAACACCACCUUUUUCCCUCUGGUCACCCUCUCCCUACCUCACUUGGGAAGCUGGAGCUGUAAGUGAAGAAAAACUCAUUGUGGGGCAAUGAUAUAGAGCUUCUUAUUCCUCAUGCACCUAUCUAUAUAUUUCCAGUGUAAUGUAAUUUUUUUUUCAAUUUUUAUUUUGUCCACCUGUGCCAAGAAUAACAUUUUACCAAUCACCUUUUGUUUUUAUUAAAAAGAAAAAAGGAAAAAAACCAAUCAAAAUCUCAGGCACUCUUCUGCUCUCAAGUGUCUGCCACUUGGGUAGGAAGCAGGCAGUGUCACAGAAGGAAUUUUCAGGACUCCCAGCACCUUUGGGAAGCACAUAAUCUUGUGUGCUUCUGGAAUCUGGAAACUGUGACCUGGAAGUGUUUCCUGCCACUGGGAAUGCUCUGGGAAUGCUCUCCAGCUUGGCACUGUGGCAGGGGAAGCAGUUUGUCCACCAAUAAACCUACCAAAUCUGAUCCACCCUGGAGUGUAAAAUCACCUGGUUACUGCAUGAUGUCUCCAAGUUUAUUGUGUAGAUUGCUUUAUUAUUAUUAUUAUUAUUAUCACCUUCAUAUUUUGAAUCCUUUUCAGUCCUGAAGGGGUGAAUGUCCCAGUCAUGUAGGUCUGUGUGAUGUAGGUGCUGAAAGGUGAGCAGACCCCCACCCUCAGUGGGUUGUUGGGAUGGAGGGGAGUGAUGUUCCUGCAGCCAAGGGGCAGCUCAGUCAGCAGCUGCCUCCUGCAGCCCCAGUGUCAGCAAUGAAAUAAAUGCUUCUGAAAAA